UCUAUUUCAUCUUUACCAAAGGCUCAUCAAUCCAGUUUUUUGGCACCAUUGUUACACCGAAACAGCCCUUUUUUCUGUGUUAAAUAGAAAGAAUGGAAAGACAGAAAAAUCGAAAGAAAAAUACAAUGUCAUCAUUGCUAGAUAAUAAAAUGAACCCCGCUUUUUUCGCUCCUUAUUUUUAUUUAUCUGAUAUGGCUCUCUACCCAUUCUUUAUCUACCUUUUUACUCACAAAAUCCUAUCUCUAAUUGUGUUUUGAAUUUCAUACUACAAUAGAAGCACAAGGUUAUGUUUAGUAGUUGUUCCAAAAGAUAUAACGCCAGUUACAGCCGAGUUGACGCAGACGACGCAGAGGAGGAUGGUUACUUUUUGGAACCCUUCCAUCAUCCUUACUCCGUUCUUGUAGCCAACCGUGAUGAUACUUGCAACGUUGUCCCUCUUUUAUGUCAUUCUUCUCCUUCUUCACCCAUACGCUCUCCACGGUCCACCUCGUCGACGCGCCAUCAUCAUCGACGCCAUCAUUCUCGUUUUCACCGUCAUGGUUUUUUCUUCCACCGUAUCUCUAAAGAAUACGCUAGGGGCCAAAAGGCUUCCUUUGCUUCCUUACCUGCUAUGAUGAUUGCAGAUUUGCAAAACGGAUAUAUCCCAGAGCUUUCUUCGAGGGAAGAUGAAUUAGAAAGUGGCUGGACUAUUUUGCAUCGAAGGCGAUAUAAAGGUAAGGAGGGUAUUGGCGAAAGCAGACAUCCACCAGGUGCCAUCAUGUUUACCGAUGAUGAUAAAAGCAGUAUAAGUGAAGCAAGUAUGAUUGACGAAGAGAUGGACCCUUCUGAUCAAGUAUCCUGUUCUGUAUUUGUUCAUUGGGAGCCGAACAACGAUAAGCAUCCAGCGACAUCCAAUGAUGCCUAUACCAUGACGAUGCCUUCUUUGUUCAAUGAUCAGUCUAAAAACGAAAUUGAGUAUCAUAGGAACUUUAAAGACCCCAUACCCAACACAGUGGAUAAGUUUGAUGAAAUUGUACAGUCUGUUCAGGAAGCCAUUCAACAAAACCAACAACCCUCGCGUAUCAAACAAGGAUCGAGUGGCUCCUACUUUUGUCGCAACACUUCGGGUAAAAUUGUUGGCGUAUUUAAACCCAAGAAUGAAGAACCUUAUGGCCGUUUGAAUCCCAAAUGGACAAAAUGGCUCCAUCGCAAUUUGUUCCCCUUCUUUUUCGGACGCUCUUGUUUGAUCCCUAAUUUGGGUUACGCUUCCGAAGCUGCCGCCUCGCUGUUGGAUCGAAAGCUGGGCAGUAAUAUUGUACCUUUCACCGGCGUCAUUGAAUUAUCCUCUACAAGUUUCCAUUACCCCCUCCUCGAGAGACGCAAAAAGGGACCCAGGCCAGCUAAAAUCGGCAGUUUUCAAUGUUUCUUGACAGAUUAUAAAGAUGCCGACGUGUUUUUCCGAGAUCAUCCUUAUCCCGUGCAUCCAGAGGAUUCCGAAGAUAAUGGAGGCGCUUUGUCAUCUGUGUGGGCAGGUUGUUUGGGCGGAAGCAAAGGGAAUGAGUAUGAAGAAGAACAGGCGGAAGACCGUGAGAGAGAGGAGGAUCGAGAUAGUGAACAUACCAAGUAUGCUCCGGCACAGGAGAGCAGUAAUAAACAAAAGAAAAAGAAAAAGUCGGAUGAUUUCAGGUGGACAGCUCGUUUGAAGAAACAAUUUCAGCGCGAAUUUGAGCAGCUGGUGAUUCUGGAUUAUCUCAUCCGAAAUACAGAUCGCGGUCUCGACAAUUGGAUGAUUAAAUAUUGCCCACCCAAAUCACAUCAAGCGAAAGGCUCAUCAUCCUACAGUAGUUCCGAAAACGAGAACCCUCAUGCUGGUUUUGAGGAAGAACAAGAGGAAGGUCAUAUCCAUGUGGCGGCUAUAGACAAUGGUUUGGCCUUUCCGUAUAAACAUCCCGAUGAAUGGCGCUCUUAUCCUUAUGGCUGGCUAUCGCUUCCCGAUGUCCUCCUUCACUGCUCCUUUUCCGAAGAAACCCGUCAUCAGUUCCUUGAUUGUCUCUCAGAUCCUCUAUGGUGGCGCGAUACCAUUCGUGAAUUACGUUCUAUUUUUGAAAUGGAUAGUGAUUUUGAUGAAGCUAUGUUCCAAAAACAAAUGGCCGUGUUAAAGGGACAAGGUUACAACGUAGUAAGAACUCUCAAGGACCCUCGUGCUAGUCCGGCAGACUUGGUAUCCAUGCAGCCUGUCAUGAUUUACCAAGAAGAAGUAUUAGUGGAAUUCAACGAAACAGUGUUGCGUAGGAGAGAGUCAAUUACACCCUUACAUAAGAAAAAGCAAAAACGUGGGUCAAGCCCUCGGCGCCCUUCCUCUGUGGAUGAUAAUGCAGUCUCUAAAGCAAUGGACGCAGAAGAAGAAGAAGAUGAAGAAGAAGAGGAUGAGGAUGAUCAUAGCAAUAAUAAGAAGAAUGAUCACAAUGACGAUGUGACUGAUCUAGGAUACUUUAAGCGAACAGAUAAUGAUGGGUCAUCGUCGAAUUGGAAGGAUAAAGUGAGACGAAGCCUAACGAGUGAAAAUAGUGAUAGUAGCGUCCGAAAGAGAAAGCGACGACAAAACAAAUAUCGCGCAUUUGAUAGUGAAAACGACGUAGCCGAAGAAUCGAGUGACAAUGACGAUGAAUCCAUAUCUUUACACCCAAAGAAGCGUGUCACCAUCAUUAUGGAAAAUAUCGAAUUAGUCAAGAAUAGAACAUGGUUUACAUGGUGUUGAUAACUGUUUUUCGAUCCCCCACCCCCCCCCUCACCUACUUGCUUACCAAAAAUAUUGUACACCUGUCAUUCCAUAAAAAGAUUGUUUUUUUUUUUUCCUUUUACAUAACGUACAAACAGAAAUAAAUCACAGAUUUAUUAUUCAACAAAC
Mycotypha africana is the source of this 2887-nucleotide messenger RNA. RefSeq names its product phosphatidylinositol 3 and 4-kinase-domain-containing protein. The transcript is spliced from 4 exons. Bases 287 to 2737 code for a protein of 816 amino acids. Gene Ontology annotation, cellular component: trans-Golgi network; endosome; fungal-type vacuole membrane. Gene Ontology annotation, molecular function: 1-phosphatidylinositol 4-kinase activity. NCBI's taxonomy places the organism in Eukaryota, Fungi, Mucoromycota, Mucoromycetes, Mucorales, Mycotyphaceae. The record is from RefSeq and is a predicted model, not a curated record. Gene Ontology annotation, biological process: endosome organization; phosphatidylinositol phosphate biosynthetic process; Golgi organization.